CUUAUUUUGAUAAAACUGAGAGUACAAGAUGGAAUAAUAUUUCUGUCAAGGAGUCUAUAGACGCAGAAAAUUUGAUUCCUUGACACUGGAAUGUGGAUUUUCUUGUGAGUUGAAGGCAUCUGAGCUGUUCUCCUUUUGCUGAUACUUGCUUGACUUGUAGGAAAGUGUUUCAACAAUAUGCCUCGUACGAAAGAUUACCUUGUUUGUUGAUUUUGCUCGAGAAUUUUAUCUGUUCAAAAAUAUGCGGCGGAAUCGAAUUGAAAUCGAACUUCGAGUGAUACAGAUGAAAAUUUUCUCUAAGUAUGACAUGCGUCUUUCUGCAUUUUGACUGGCAAAUAUUUUUGUUUAUUGUCAGGUAAUCACGAAGGAAGGAAAUUAGUAAUAUUUAACAAUACACUUAAAUGAGAUUCUCACAAAACUCCAUGGUCUAACUAGAUUGCAUAAAUAUAGAAACAUCAAAUUAGUCUUCCUGAAAAUGUUGUAUUGAUGCAAGAGUUUGCAUUUCUUGGCACUUCCUGGUACACAAAACGUGUCAUCUUAUCCAGAAUUUGAAAUUAAGAAUAGGAAAAAAAAAAAAAAGUGAAACUCACUUUCAUGUAUUAGUUAUACGGCCCCAGAAGAAAGGGAAAUAAUGGCGUUUGUGCAACUUCCUUGUUCUCCUCUAACUCUUAGAACCACUUCAUGUUCUGUGUUUACAGCAUCACCCAUCAAAGCAUCAUCUAAUUUGUCUUUGCCAAUCUCUUCAAAACUUAAAACGACCAAAUUUAGCAACUCGGUCGCAAACUUUCACUCCAAAUCUUUGAGCUUCUCCCUCUCUGUGGCUCUUUCGCUUGGUUUAUCUCUUACAGGAGUUGGAAUUUCAGAGGCAAAAGUUGGGGUUAACAAGCCAGAAUUGCUUCCUGAAGUCUUCACUCCUGUGAUUGAUGUGGCUGGCUUCCUAUCCGACGGGCAGGAGAGAAGACUUGCUCAGGAGAUUGCUGAUCUUGAAAAGGAUACCGGAUUCAAGUUAAGAGUUUUAGCUCAAAAUUAUCCUGAUACACCAGGGCUGGCAAUUAAAGAAUUUUGGCAAGUGGAUGAUCGAACUAUUGUCUUUGUCGCUGAUCCUACCUUUGGCAAUAUAUUAAAUUUCAAUGUCGGGGCUUCUGUUGAUAUUGAUGUUCCACGUAGCUUCUGGAGCCGCUUGGCUGGGAAAUAUGGGAACAUGUUCUACUGGAAAGAGAAGGGAGAAGAUGCAUCUAUUGAAGCUGCUGUAAUGGCAAUAACUAAUUGCUUGAGAGAGCCAGUGGGUCCAAAUAAUUGCUCUGAGGUGAAAUAACGCCAACACGCUUAUACAGGCAAGAUUUACUUCAAUUUUGCUUGGUGACAACCUGUAGAUACCAUGUAAUUCUUUCUAUGGUUGCAUAUAUAGGAGGGUAUGGGGUGAUACUUGGUUAAAUCCAAGGAGUCAUGUCUUUUUUCCUCAAUCAAAUCUGAGAAGAAAAUGACACGGUUGCCUGAUUGUUGAAACAAACCUAUUAAGAGCAUCUACUGGAAUUUGUUGAAGGAAAUGAGCUAUACACUACUAGUAUUUUUUUGGGAUAUUUGAGUGUGUAUUCAACUUCAAGCUAAAUCCUCUUGAUGUUCAAUGCAUGAUAUUAUUGUUCA
Molecule: messenger RNA, 1644 nt
Organism: Mangifera indica (mango)
Lineage: Eukaryota; Viridiplantae; Streptophyta; Magnoliopsida; Sapindales; Anacardiaceae
Product: thylakoid lumenal 15.0 kDa protein 2, chloroplastic
Exons: 6
Coding region: 632-1315 (227 amino acids)
Source: RefSeq, a predicted model, not a curated record